AUGGCCCCAAAGACCUACACCUGGCUCUCUCUGUGGUUCGUACUGAGCUACGGCAUCUCGCUGUGGGAUGCUGUAUACAUCCUUCUACGCCCCCAUUCUCUCCCGGGAGGCAAGUGGCGUCUGCCAUGGGCUGUGUAUGAUGAUUUGGAGUACAUUGACAAGACAUAUGAUAUCAAUUGGUUCUACGAGGGGCACCCGAAGAGCAUUGAAUUGGCGGCCAAAGCGACUGUAACGCUCCCGGAGAUCGGCCUGGCCAUUCUCUAUCUCUACCUUGCCCACACGCGACGGUCCCCUCUCGCACCACUCGUUGGUUUUUCUGCGGCAUUCGCGACCUUGAUCAAGUGUAUUUUGUGGACUCUGGAGGAGAUCUACUGCGGAUGGUGCACCGUUGGUCACAAUUCAUCGUUCAAUAUCUUCACUCUGUGGGGAGUACCCAUGUUAACUUACGCCACCUUCUCGAUGUUGAGCAUGUGGCACCUUGGUGUUGAUAUGGCCGAUGCAUUGUGGAAAUAUUCUCCUGUGGAAAUACAACGCGAAGAGAACGAGAAAUCCUAA
Molecule: messenger RNA, 555 nt
Organism: Cyclocybe aegerita
Lineage: Eukaryota; Fungi; Basidiomycota; Agaricomycetes; Agaricales; Hemipholiotaceae
Source: the annotation of a GenBank genome assembly